Messenger RNA from Ornithodoros turicata, 668 nucleotides. Its product is annotated as natterin-4-like. The record is from RefSeq and is a predicted model, not a curated record. The transcript is spliced from 3 exons. The coding region runs from base 39 to 551 and encodes 170 amino acids. Lineage: Eukaryota; Metazoa; Arthropoda; Arachnida; Ixodida; Argasidae.
CUACUAUAUAACUCUCUCUAUAAACGGUCCACUGUCACAUGACAAGUGAGAAGCACUGCCGGGCUGAAAUGUCGCACCACUACUCAAGGACCGGCUACCGAAACCUGUGCCAGUGGGUGAACACCAGCGGUGACAAUGUGCCCUACAAUGCGGUAGCGGGAGGAGAGGACUCCGGUGAAGCCAUCUUCAUUGGUAGGGCUGACCACAGCGGCGACGUUGUUCCAGGCAAGAUUGUACCCUCACACGGUGUCUGCUACGUACCGCACGCUGGACGCGAACAUGCCCAUCGUUCAUAUCAGGUACUGGUAUCUUUAGACGAAAGCCAGUUCGACUGGAGACCGGAGUCUGGUGGUCGAUUGCCUCCAGGCGCUGUACAAGGCGGCGUGACGGAGUCAGGCGAGCCGCUCUACAUCGGUCGGACUUUCCACGAAGGCGCCCUCACCAUUGGGAAGAUCCACUGUUCGCAUGGCUGUCUUUAUAUCCCAUACGGUGGAGGCGAGCAUUCUUACCCCUCCUACGAAGUACUUGUCUGUCGUACGGUUAACUUCUGAGCUGGAAGUCAACCUUUGGCGAUCGAGUGUACAAAUAUGUAAUGGUACCCUAAACAAUACUGGUAUGUCGGUGUAGCUCGUUGUCAUCUUCAUAAAUUAGAAAUUUUGUGUACUGUU